Hypanus sabinus (Atlantic stingray) is the source of this 2994-nucleotide messenger RNA. RefSeq names its product coiled-coil domain containing 59 (gene ccdc59). The transcript has 4 exons. Gene Ontology annotation, cellular component: nucleus. Bases 133 to 939 code for a protein of 268 amino acids. The record is from RefSeq and is a predicted model, not a curated record. Lineage: Eukaryota; Metazoa; Chordata; Chondrichthyes; Myliobatiformes; Dasyatidae.
AUAUGUCCUUGGUAUAAAAAUCAACUGUGUGCACGUUUGCUAUUUUGAUGUAAAUGUCCAGGAAGUCAGUGAGAAGUUUGAUUUUGCUCUUCAGCAAGUCCAAAGCCACAUCCCGGGAGAAAGACAUUGCGAAUGAAGAUUCGGGGCUCCUGCGGACCCGGAUUCCAACAACCAACAGCCAAAAGGCCCAAACCCAAGCGGGCUUGUCUCACUGAAAUGACAGAAGAAUCCCACCGAGGAGCAUCUGGACCUCCACGCGGAAUUAGCGGCGCAACCGGGACGGAGGUUCCUUCCGGCCGCCGUAGUCUCGGCGCUGUUGAUGACGUCACCGUCCGGAGGAGAAUGGCGCCGGUCAAGCAGUCGCAGAGAAGCUCCAGUCGUGUGGACAGGGAAAUGGUUGUGAAGGCGAGUGGGAAGAGGAAUUCCCGGUAUUUUAAGAAGGGCUGGGGCAGCAUUAAGGAAGGAAAGGGAUUUGCUUUCCAGCAGAAGGCGAAGAUUAAGCAUCAGUACAAGAAGAUAUUGAGAAAAGAAAAACGAGCGCAGCAUCCUCGAGAUGUAGAGUAUGCAGAUAAUUACCCAGAUCAUUUGCGCCAUCUCUAUCUGGCUGAAGAAGAGCUACUUAAGAAACAAUCAAAGAAAGUCAAACGUGAGGAACCUGUAACAAGUCAGCCAGAUUCUCAACCAGAGACACCAAAAAAGAAAAAGAAAAAGACAUCUUAUCAAAAAACUAAAGAGGAAUAUGAAAAAAGGCAAGCUGAAUAUAAAAGGAAGAAAGAAGAAGCAGAAAAAAGGCAAAAAGAAAAGGAAGAGGCACAGAUGAAAUACAAAGAACAAAAACUGGAGAGGUAUAGAAUACUCUGUAAGAAGACAAGAACGGGGCAGCCAAACCUGAACCUGCAGAUGGAAUACUUGCUUAAAAAAAUCCAAGAAAGGACAUGAAAUAAGAUCAUCCAUUUCUAACUUUGAAAGUGGCACCACUUGUUCACUCAUGGAUCUCGUUACCUAUUUAAAAAUUUCUGAUUCAUUUGCCAUUGGACCAUGAAGAUGAACAUUUUACAAUUUUUCAUUCAGAUCUUGAAUGCUGGCCGCAAAUAGCUCAUUUGUAAGCAUCAAUAGCAAAUGGAGGGAAAGAAAAACAAUCUACAGUACCUUGGACCUUUAUGAUCUUAGGAAGAUAAUUCUGCUCUGCUCAUUAGUUGGAUUUAACUUUAAUCAGUUUAACUUUGAAAAAUGUGACAUAUUUAUAACUUUUAUAUUUGGAUCAUUUGGGUUAAAUGUUUUAAUAUUUUAUCUAAAUCUAUGAUACCUUGGCCAGUGGCCUUCCAUAUGGAGAUAUUACUGAUUUUAUUUUUAAAAUGUGACAUUGAUGAGUCUAGUGACGUUUCUCAUUUAACAGAUAUUAAAAUAUUGAAGGCAGUAUCAAUAAUGUGCCAGUGGCAUGGUAGUUGUAUCUAAAAGUCAAUACCGAAUAUUGAAUCUGCAGUAUAGGAUUACAUGUGUGCUAAUGGAAGUAGUGAGUUUGACAUUAUCAAGCACAUUAGAUCAAAGCGCUACCAUUCUGAUAUUCUGUGAUGUGAACGGUGAUGGACAGUGAAGUGGCUAAUGAGAGAAAACAAAACGUGUGUUCAUAUUCUCAAUGAUGGUGUAGUCCAGCAUGAAUGCAAAAGGAUGAAACAUUCAUAGUCUGUCUUCAGCCAGUUUGAUUCCUUCCCUCAUCAAGAAACAGCUAUGUACACUUAACUGACAAGAACCAAGUGGUACUUCUGAAGGCCCGAGUUCCUGAAUUGCCCAUGGCUCUAGUCAAGCUGUUCCAAUGCAGAUACAAAUUAUUGUGGCUCGAUAUUGUCUCAUCAGCCACAAACUUGUUUGUUGCUUUCUAACUCAUACAUGAUAGGUAAAAAUAUAUCUCUGGCCCUUCAUUGCCACUGUAAAAAGAUCUAGGAAUGACUUGCCUAAUAUUUGUGGACUGUAGUGGUUCAAAAGCUGGCUUGCCCUGGUCUUUUCAAGGGUAUUUAGAGAAGUUAAUGAAUGAAUACAAUGUGCAUUGAUAAACCCUCAUCCACUGAAUAGUUCAUUCAGAAAAACGUCUUGAGUAAUGAUUUUCAUUGGAUAACGUCAUCUUGUAUUUGCACAUAAUGUUAAUGUUGUACACUUUAAAAUUAACAAACCUGGAUGCAGAGUACAAUUCCUCCUUUCUGCACCCAUAAUUGUGAAUUAGAUCCACUCUGAUGCUAGCAAAUGUGCCUGACUUUUGUUCACCUCUGCUGAUUCAGGUCUUAAAUCUUGGAGGGUGUCCUUUUGAAACUCAACUACACUUUUUAACAUGGAACCUAACAUCACAAGAAAAGUCCUUUCACUCAGUACUGCUGACCUCUUAAGCUAAUCCCAUUUGCUUGCACUUAGUCUGUAUCCUUGUUCACGUGUCUUUCUAAGUACCUCCUAUAUGUUGCUUUUGUGUCUGCUUCUACCAGUGGCGUGUUGCAAGCACUCUUACCUUAAAUUUAUAUCCUCUAGUAUUUGACAUUUUCACCAUUCAACAAAGUCUAUCUCCCCUGAAUAUGCCCCUCUCAAUCUUAUUUCCUGUUACUGGGUCACCCCUCAGUCUCCUAUCACUGCAGCAGAAAAAAUCCAGGUUUUUGGCCAACCUCUUCUUGAUGCCAAUACUCUCUGAUCCUGGUAAAAUCCUCAUGAAUCUCUUCUGCACAUUUUCAAUGCCUGCACAUCCUUUCUGUAAUGUAGCAACCAGGACUGUACAAAUGUAACCAAACCAAAGUUAUAUAUUAGCUGCAAUAUUAUUUCUCAGCUUUUAUACUCACUGCCCAAACUAAAUUUGCUUGGAACUGUUAAAGAGAAAUCAUCUGUCUGAGUUAGAUUUCAGUUCAGAAUGUUAUCGCCAAUGUAAUUUUGCUGGUUAACAAGGGAACUUGCUUUUUGCAUCAGACCCCUUUGGAUGCAAGAGCACAAAAGAGCAAUAAAGUUAAUAGCCUUUGUUAA